Eptesicus fuscus (big brown bat) is the source of this 921-nucleotide messenger RNA. It is a transcript of the gene CHCT1, whose product is annotated as CHD1 helical C-terminal domain containing 1. The record is from RefSeq and is a predicted model, not a curated record. The transcript is spliced from 6 exons. NCBI's taxonomy places the organism in Eukaryota, Metazoa, Chordata, Mammalia, Chiroptera, Vespertilionidae. The coding region runs from base 83 to 793 and encodes 236 amino acids.
ACUGAGGUCACAGGAGCAGUAGGUCAGAGCUUGGGGGCACGGGAGGAGUGCCACUCUGGAGCCCACUGGCACACCUGUUGAGAUGGAGUCCUCAGAUGGGCAAGGGGAUGAAGAGGACAAACCGCAGGAGAAGGUGAUGGAUGCACCCUGCUUGGAGAAGAGCUCCAGCACCAUCCCCGCUGGAGACUCACUUGUGUGCCAUGCCAAGGGCCUGGACCAGUGUACCUUCAGAAUUUGUAAAGAAUGUCUAAGGCCAUUAAAGAAGUGCCUGCGAAAGUUGUACCUGCCCCAGGACCUUCCCCAGAAGAAGAAGCUAAAGUAUAUGAAGCAGAGCCUUGUGGUCCUAGGCGACCACAUCAACACCUUUCUGAAGCACUACUGCCGAGCCUGGGAAAUGAAGCACUGGAAGAAGAUGCUCUGGAGAUUCGUCUCCCUCUUCUCGGAGCUGGAGGCAAAGCAGCUUCUCAGGCUCUACAAGUACACCAAGAACAACCAGAACACCAAGUUCCUGGCAGCGUUCUGCCCUUUGGACGCUCCGGAGAGCUGCUUGCUGGCUGACCAGGAAGACAAUCUGCCCAAGCUCUGCAGCGCCUGGGGGCUGCACGGUAACAUCAGCGGCAUGAAGGAGAGGCUGUCCAAGAUGCAGGCCCCCAGCGGCGAGGCCUCCCUGCUAGCGGAGCCAAGGUCCAGGGUCCAUGUGAGGAGAGGUUCUUUAAGGAAACUUCAUCAAACACCAAAACUCAAGAGAAAGAGGAUUAAGGAAGCCCCAGAAACCCCAGAGACCGACCCAUAAGGAGACCUGGCUGGGGCAGAGGGACAGCUCGCCCUGGGUCCCAGAGCACAUGUUUGUCUUCAGACCUCUGCACCUGGGGAGAUGGGGACCCUUGAGGGGAAAGAAUAAACUUGUCUUUAUCAAAAGGA